Molecule: messenger RNA, 4328 nt
Organism: Aedes aegypti (yellow fever mosquito)
Lineage: Eukaryota; Metazoa; Arthropoda; Insecta; Diptera; Culicidae
Gene: SREBP
Product: sterol regulatory element-binding protein 1
Exons: 5
Coding region: 569-4099 (1176 amino acids)
Biological process (GO): regulation of transcription by RNA polymerase II
Cellular component (GO): nucleus
Molecular function (GO): RNA polymerase II cis-regulatory region sequence-specific DNA binding; protein dimerization activity; DNA-binding transcription factor activity, RNA polymerase II-specific
Source: RefSeq, a predicted model, not a curated record
UUUUGUUUUGACGCCGUCAUGAGCAGAAGUCCGAGUUCGGAAAACGGUUUCGUUAGUAUUUCUUCAACAGAUACGCAAAACAGAGUGCAGUAAUUCAAUGACCUUCUAACGGGAAUAAAGAAUAUUAGAACAACAGAGUGAUGAAUCAGCACAAAUGUGGCGGCACGGAAUAUUUCAAUGAAACGAAACUAAUCGAAAACAGUGGAAAAUCAAUCGAAAGAAGUCGUGCCAACGAAUGAUGCAAUUUUCGUUCGUGGCUUUGCUGGAACAGAAGAGGUUAUGUUGUCGCGAGUGACGUCACGGAUUGGUGAAAAAUCAUACGAUACUCGGUGCUGCGCGCUGAUUGGUGGAUUUGUGGUGAUCUGAUGCGUUGUGUCGGUGUGUGAGUUGGCCUCUCGUUUCAUCAUUCACAAUUUGAUUCAUUUGCGUUCAGAAACUGUUUCAAGAGGAAAAUUUUGCGGGGAAAAAUCCGAAAUUUUGGUUGAUAAUAGUGUUUGGAGUUGGUGGAAAACUGUUGGACGGAGUGGGUAAAAGUACACUCUAGACGAGGAAAGUGAAAUUCGGCGCUAUGGACGGCGUUGGAGGCUGGGAUAGCUUCCAGCCCGGAGGCGGAAUGGCCAUGGAAAUCGCAGACAGUGUCCUCAAGGGGGAUGAGCUGGAUAUUAACGACAUUGCCGAUAUGUAUCAACUCAACGAGGAGAAACUGAUGAACUUGAUGGGCGAGGAGUUCCUGAAUCAGUACAGCUGGACCGAGGACAACAUCAUGGAUCAAGUUUCUCCGGAUUCGACGACAUCGUCAAUGUUGAACUCGCUGAACGAUUCGAGGAAUGCUUCGUUGGACAUAAAGAAAGAGGAACCGUCCUCCUUGCUGCCGGUCACGUCGACUUCCAGCAUGCCAAGCCAACAACAGCAACAGCAGCAGCAACAAUUUUACUGCAACCUGGUUUCGAGCGAUCCAAUGAUCUCUGUGAGCAGCAGUCAAGCCCAAAAGCCUUUGCAGACUCAACAGCAGCAGCAGCAGCCGAUUACAUCAACCACCAUCAAGCAGGAACCGAUUAUGAUUCAUCAGCAGCCGGCCACAACGAACGCCACCCCAAUUAUUCUGAACCGAACGAACAUUGCGGCCAACACAUCCACAAUUCUGCUUCAGAAUACGCGCAACCCAACGGGAUAUUCCUACAUCAAAGCGAUCGCUCCGGCCACAAGUGCUCCGACGAGUACGACCAGUAUCCCUCAGAACAUCCUUUCCGCGAAUGUUCGAUUGCAGAAUCUUGUAACGACGAAAGCAACGGUGGCUCCGACUCCGGUGACGACGGCCACAGCCGUUCCGGUGAUGCAACAGGUGUUCACCUUCCAAAGCGGAGACAAACAGGUGCUUUUGCAAGCAAAUCCAGGCACCGUUAUGACCGCCAACACGCAGAACAUCCAUACCUUGGUCAACACCCCCAAUGGUCCUAUUCUGGCAACGGGAAUCCCACUCGUCUUGGAUGCUCCGGAGAACGCCGGAAAAUUGCAGAUCAAUCGUUUGCCACAGCCCCAAUCUUCGCAAUCUUCUCCGGCGGUUCCCAAAGUCAAGGAAGUGAAACGAUCGGCUCACAAUGCCAUCGAGCGUCGCUACCGGACUUCGAUCAACAGCUGCAUUGUGGAGCUUAAGAAUAUCGUUGUCGGGGUCGACGCAAAGUUGAACAAAUCGGCGAUCCUUCGGAAGGCCAUCGAUCACAUCCGGCACCUGCAGAAGCAGAACAAUAGCCUCAAGCAGGAGAACAUGUACCUUAAGAUGAAGAUGACCAACCGGAAGCAAUCGCUCAAGGAUCUUCUGGUGACCAACGUACAGGACGACAUGGUCCCAGUCAUCGGUCCAAUCACUCCUCCAAGGAGCGACGAAUCCAAUCCGUCACUGUCCCCAUCGCACAACUCGGAAAAUUCGAUGCCACCGUCGCCCUUCGGAACAUCCUCCUCCGGAAUGGAAGAAUCGCUCAACGACGACGACCUGAUGACUAGCGUCCGGGGAAUGUCUGCCCAUUCGCGACUUACCCUCUGCAUGUUCAUGCUAGCCGUCCUGGUGAUCAAUCCAUUUGGAAACUUGCUCUUCUCCGGAAAUGCUGGUGCUGGCGAUGAGGAGCUCGAUCCCGGAACCAGCCGUCGAAUCCUGGCUGUUGACGAACGCUUCCUCUCCUGGUCCGGCUUCAUCUCGUCGACUAUGAUAUUCGCGAUCAACAUUGCUUUGCUUCUGUUCUGUCUGGUCAAGAUGCUCGUCUACGGCGAUCCGAUUCUUCCAUCCCGGUCCAAAGCUUUCACCGAGUACUGGAAGCACAAGAAGCAAUCCGAUUUGGAUUUUCAACGUGGUAACGCGUCUGCGUCCCUGCAGGAAGCAAAACGCUGUCUGGCACCCUUCGGCGUCACGAUUCCCAACAGUCGGCUGGAAACGAUCACCACCACAGGCUGGCAGUUCGUCCGGAUGUUCCUGCAUCGAAUCUACAUCGGGCGGUGGUUCUCCCGCCGCACCGGUGGCCUCUUCAAACCCGAAUCCCAACGCAUGGACGCUUUGAACUCGGCUAAGGAACUGGCUCUGCUCUUCCACCGUCUGAAUCAGCUCUACCUGGUUUCGAACCAACCGGAAGCGAAUGGAUUAAUGAUGUCGUUAUACGCCGUCAAUAUGGCCGAGGUUGCCUCCGCUGUCAUGUCCCCGGAGGACACCAUCGAGAUCUACAUCACGGCCGCCCUGCGGGUCAAGAAAAGUUAUCCCCGUUUCAUGCAGUACUUCUGCCGGUACUAUUUGGCCAAGGCCAAAGAGGUCUGCAACAACUGCGAUCAGGUUCCUGGAAAGUUCGCAUGGGCCUUCACCUCGUACGGUUUCCGCUUCCUCACAACGCACGCCGGUCAGUUUGAGGACACAUCGGACUCCAUGUUCACCAUGCUGGGCAAUAAGGCCGACCCGCUGGAGUACAUGAUGCGAGAUUACCGAGAAAACCUGCUUCAGAAAUCAAUCCAAUGUCUGGUCGGAUCGGGUCAAAUCAGCCGGAAGCACGUGAACGCAGCUUUUGCCCAACAGUCCCAAUCCCAAACGGCAGUCGCCGAGGCGAAUGCUUCCAAGGAAACCCUCAAGGAUGACCAAUCGGACAAUGGAAAACCUUCCGCACCGGCUUCGUACCCAUACUCCGGUUGCCAGAUUAGCAACGUGCUGCACUUCACCCAACUCCUGAAGGACAUCCUUAGCGUGGAGAACCAACCGGUUACGUUCGAUCGCUGUCUGCUGAGUGGAAACUGCUGCCAGGAUCGUUUGGCUCACUGGUGGUCCAGUUUGUUGAGCAUCGCUGCCUACUGGCUGCUCGGCGAGGAUUCCGAAGCCGAGCGGCUCUAUCUGCACAUCGAGAACCUGCCGCCGGAGUUGGUCAAGGGCGAGGAUAAACUGCCGACGGCACUGUUUGCCGCCUUCCAGGCGAAGCGCGCUUUAAUGAACAAGCCCCACUACAAUUCGGUCAACGUGUUCCAGAACUGCAACGUCGGAAGUCAAUGUCUGGAGGACAGCUUGACUACCAACAUCUGCAAGAGACCGAUGAAGCUCAAGAUGCUGGCCCAACUCCUGGCCUGUGACUGGCUGCUGGAAGCCCGCACUGCUCUCUGGGAGGCGGACAACGAGAAGUUCCAGAGCCAGAAUGGCGAAUACGUGCCCGUGUCCGGUGUGGUGCUGGCCAAGUUCCAGAAGGACCUGAACUCGCUGCGCAUUGUCACCAAUGAAAUUCCGAACGCCCAGUCGCGAGUGUUCCUGUACGAAGCCGUGUGUCGGCUGAUGGCCGGAGCAGCUCCCGGCCCAACCCAGCAACUGUUGGGGCACAGUUUGCGUCAGCGCUAUUCUCGGGCGUCGAUCAUUUGCAGUGGCAAGGAUCGUAGCGGGCAGUUGGUCGGCGGUAGGGAACGAGCUGCCGCCCUGUACGUGGCGUGCAAACAUCUACCGGCACCGUGCCUCUCGUCGCCGGGAGAGCGAGCCAGUAUGCUGCAGGAAGCGGCCAAAACGCUGGAGAAGAUAGGCGAUAAGAAGCGUCUGCAGGAGUGCUACCAGCUCAUGCGGUCACUCGGCAGCGGAACGGUGACCAACUGAGGAUCCGGCCGCAGAGGGUAAUAUUUAUAACUUAUUGACUGUUUUUAGUUAUUUAGUUUUUGAGUAAGAGAUUAGAUUAAAUGCUGGGAAAUUCUCAUCGGAUAACAACGUUGUAAAUAGUUUAGCUUUACGAACAAAGUAUCACACUGCUAGAUUAAGAAACUAGAAUCUAAAAGCAUUUCACUGAAUUGAAUGAAUUUCAAUAAAUGACGAACGUCGUAAAAUCGUA